Vicia faba (fava bean) is the source of this 1173-nucleotide messenger RNA. The record is from the annotation of a GenBank genome assembly. Lineage: Eukaryota; Viridiplantae; Streptophyta; Magnoliopsida; Fabales; Fabaceae.
AUGGAAGAAAGAACUGAGAUGGAUAAUAUGAAGGUUGAUGAUUUGAUGCCUGGUUUUCGUUUUCAUCCCACAGAUGAAGAACUUGUUGCUUUUUAUCUCAAAAGAAAAAUUCAACAAAAAUCUCUUCCUAUUGAACUUAUUAAGCAAGUUGAUAUUUACAAAUAUGAUCCAUGGGACCUUCCAAAGCUUGCAAGUAGUGGUGAGAAAGAAUGGUAUUUCUAUUGUCCAAGGGACAGAAAAUACAGAAACAGUUCAAGGCCUAAUAGGGUUACAAGAGCUGGAUUUUGGAAGGCCACAGGAACUGAUAGACCUAUCUACUCAUCAGAUGGAAAAUGCAUUGGUUUGAAGAAGUCACUUGUCUUCUAUAAAGGUAGAGCUGCCAAAGGUACCAAAACUGAUUGGAUGAUGCAUGAAUUUAGGUUACCUUCCAUUUCAGAUUCAUCAACUUCUCCUCCCAAAAAAUUCUCAGACAAAAGUUUCUCUCCAAAUGAUUCAUGGGCAAUUUGUAGGAUUUUCAAGAAAACAAAUUCUCUUUCCAUGGUGCAAAAAGCUUUAUCUCAUCCUUGGAUCUCUCAAUUACCAGGAAACAUGGUAUCUGAAUUACUCGGACAAACUACAAACAUCAAUCAAUUCUAUUCAGAAAAUAAUAUUUCGUGUGCAACAAUAGAACAAAGAUCAUCAACAACAACAAACGUACAAAUCAACAAGAAUGAGAUGCAACAAGUCACCAACACUAACAACAAUUUCUCACCAGAUUUUCCAACAUACAAACCUAUAAACAACAUUAACACAAUUUCCAAAUCCUCACAAAUUCAAGUUCCUAUUGGAGACAUUGUUGAUAACCUAAUGUUCUACAAUCUUGAAGCCAAUGGUUCAACAAAGUGCACAAUUGAUAAUGAUUGUUCAAUUCUUUCAAACACAGACUACAUUGGUUUUGAAGACACAAAUAAUCAAUAUAAUGGAUUUUCGAUUAGUGUACCUCAAGAUAUGCAACCUAACAUUCAAGAUCAAAUGCAGCUUAAUAAUCAAUGGGAAAAUCUUGGAAGAACACUUGAAUUUCCCUUCAAUUUGUCUCCAAAUUUUGAUAGUUUGAGGACUAAUGUUACAUGGGACAUACCACCUUGUACUAGUGAAAUUUCCACAACAUAUGCCACUAGUAAAUGUUACACUUAG